UACCAAAACAACCUGCAGAGCUGUUUUCCUGUACAUGAUAUACACUGGAGCGUCUGGGCUUCGCCUGGGCAUCAGGCCGUACUGACACCCAGCGAAAUGAUAUAUGUUAUAAUGGGAGUGUCUGGCUGCGGAAAGACAACACUAGGGGCCUUCCUGUCACACAAGCUCGGGUGGCCGCUGCACGAGGGAGAUGACUUUCACCCGCGGGAAAAUGUUGAGAAAAUGGCUCGCGGGGAGCCUCUGACUGACCAGGACAGACUGCCUUGGCUGCUGAAACUGCAUGCUGUCAUUCAAAGGGAGAGGUCUUCAGGGGGUGAUGCCAUCAUGGUGUGUUCAGCUCUGAGGCGACUUUACAGGCAGGUUCUGCUGUUUGGCUCUGAGGCCCUGACCUACAGCUCGGACACAGCAGGCCUGCACAUGUGCAGCCUGCCCGGCGUCUGGUUCCUCUUCCUGUACGGGACAUAUGAUCUGAUCCAUGCAAGGAUGGUGGCCCGGAGGGGACAUUUCAUGCAGCCUGGUCUCCUGCGCUCUCAGUUUGAUGUUCUGGAGCCACCGGCGGAAGAGGAGAACGCGUUGCUGCUUGAUAUUCGGAGGAGCACGGAUGACAUCUGCAGGGAGAUACAGGAGCAUCUCCGCCAACUUUCAUAACCAGAGAUCAUGAUCAUGGACUCUCAAAUCAAAGACAACAUACUGGACUGCACUGUGUGCUACAAAACAAUUACAUAUCAUGUCAGACUUUUAUAUUAUUUUAUUUUACAAAGCACAAUAAAUCCGUUUCUGAUUGUAUGACACAUGCUA
Messenger RNA from Salvelinus namaycush (lake trout), 798 nucleotides. RefSeq names its product probable gluconokinase. The transcript has 5 exons. Lineage: Eukaryota; Metazoa; Chordata; Actinopteri; Salmoniformes; Salmonidae. The coding region runs from base 97 to 648 and encodes 183 amino acids. The record is from RefSeq and is a predicted model, not a curated record. Gene Ontology annotation, molecular function: gluconokinase activity. Gene Ontology annotation, cellular component: cytoplasm.